Messenger RNA from Phlebotomus papatasi, 1411 nucleotides. RefSeq lists its product as uncharacterized. The coding region runs from base 245 to 1021 and encodes 258 amino acids. The record is from RefSeq and is a predicted model, not a curated record. The transcript has a single exon. NCBI's taxonomy places the organism in Eukaryota, Metazoa, Arthropoda, Insecta, Diptera, Psychodidae.
UCAGUUUCCUAAUGCCCCCUCGCAAGGUGCAUAAAAUCUGGAUGCAUCUCUAAGAAAAGGUGCACUCCUAUAAAAUCAUUCGAUGUGGCUGGACCAGCUGUAGUUUUUUGCAUCCCACACAGUAUCUCGCAUCUGUUGGAAAAUCCGUGAGUCUGUUGUCCCCCGAAAGUGUGUGACACUGAGGAUUAGAGUCCGUGUUGUGUGAUUUUGUCACGAAGCUGGUUACCAAAAAGUAUAGGCAAAGAUGGUGUCGCUGAAGUUUAUCGGUGGCUUUGUAUGUUUGUUUGCCAUAGUGGCGGCACAGGACAGUAGUGGAACGCACUCGAGCGUCUUGAGGUCCCUGCGAAAAGUGUACAGUCAGUGUGAGGAUAGUUCGGACUUGGUGCGCUGUUUAAAGGUGCAGGCGGUCAAGCUCACGGAUCGGGCACUUAAGUUGCCCAGCAUCAAGUUGGUCGAUGGCCUUGCGGUGGUGCGAAAAGCUGACAAACCUCAGGAAGUUUCGCGUUCUUUUGACUCCUCUGAGUCCCUGCCCGGACACAAGCUGGACGAGAUCCUAGCACAGAAGACCAGGGAAUUCAUGGAGUCACAUGAGCUGAAAGUCAAUGUACCCAGGCUACUGGCCUAUGGUCAGACCGAAGGUGCACGCUUCGUUGAGGAGGGACGAAAGAAGAUGAAGAAAUACUACGGACCUUUCAUGGGCGCACUCGCUAUCAAGACGGGCAUUCUCACCAUGGCAUACCACUCCAUUGCAAUUGUUGCCGGUAAGGCUCUCAUCAUCGGUAAAAUUGCCCUCAUCAUCAGUGCAAUCAUUGGACUGAAGAAACUGGUGACACCAGAAGGACACGAGAAGACAACAUACGAAAUCGUUAAACACCCCCACAUUUCUCAGAGCCACAGUUACUCGUCUAGUCAUGGGGAGUUUGAGGGACAUGAAUCAGGUGGCCAAUACCACAGGAGUCUCGGCUCGGGUGACUUGAUGAUGCAAGAUCGCGCCUACAGAGCCCAUGUGCCACGAGUCUAAAGCAAUGCCCGUCUCGUCAUUUUUUGAUCACUUUAAAAUAUCGACGAACCUUCCCAACACAAAUCUCCCAUCCACCAUGAUCCAUCCCUCAAUCCCCAAACAUACAUCCUCUCACCAUGUGAUCCUCAACUCUCCUCAAAUGUGGCAACCUCAACCACUGACCUCGGAACCCAUCUCCUUGACCUCGGAACCCAUCCAUCCUCAAAGUCAAAUUAAACAUUGCGGAUAUUCGGAAGAUGAAGAGUCCCUCUCUCCCACGGAUAAGACUAGGAGAAAAGAAGCUAAACAUGAAAAAAUUUCGUAGCGAAAAUGGCACGAUGGCAAAUUGAACUAAUUUAUUUAUUUAUUUGUGUUUUGUAAAGAAAUAAAGAAGACAACUACUUCAUUGAA